This is a messenger RNA of Rubroshorea leprosula, 1910 nucleotides long. The record is from the annotation of a GenBank genome assembly. Lineage: Eukaryota; Viridiplantae; Streptophyta; Magnoliopsida; Malvales; Dipterocarpaceae.
UUUUCGACGAGAGCCUGUUUCUCUCUCUCUCUCUAUCUUUCUCCAGAUUCAGAUCAUCUUCUCCUCGUUAAUUCCUCUCCCUUCUUCCUCCAAAAUCAACGUCCAAUUCUCCCCACAAAUCUCCAUUACUCCAUCGACAUACCCUCAGCUCCAGUUUAAUCCCCGACCUCUGUUUUCAUCUUCACGGAUCCAACAGUGUGGGGCGUUGUAAGGAUUGAGUGAGGAAGAUGGCCAAUCAGGUGGUGAAAGUGAAGCGGGAGACGAUUGUGGCAUGCAUGACUUGUCCUCUAUGCAAUAAGCUCAUGAGGGAAGCCACCACCAUAUCCGAAUGUCUUCAUACGUUCUGCAGGAAAUGCAUAUACAAUAAAAUACAAGAGGAGGAGCUGGAAUGCUGUCCAAUAUGCAAUAUCGAUCUUGGUUGUGUUCCUUUGGAAAAAUUGAGGCCCGACCACAAUUUGCAAGAUUUGAGGGCCAAAAUCUUCCCUCUCAAAAACAGAAAGAUGAAGGCAUCUGAAGCUGCGCCCCCUGUUGCAUUACCAGCUAGAAGAAAAGAGAGAUCACUGUCACAGUUGGUGGUUAAUGCCCCAAAAGUAUCACCACAGACUAUGACUGGAAGAAGGACAAAAGCUGCCACCAGAAAGGGUGCUGCUUUACGAGGUUCUAGUUUUUCAGUUGAGAAAUCUGUUAAAAAAGAGGAAGAUUCUGCUGAUGAUCACCAAGAAAGUGCAAGCUCACCUGAAACUCUAAAUAAAUUUACUCUGAAUAAAAGACAGCGCUCCUCAUCCGCUGAGCCUAGCCAGCCCACAAACAAGAAGGAAUCAGAGACUGGUGGUGAAUCAUGGGACCGAAAAUUGGAUCUCUGGAAACCUUUAAAUUGUUUGGUGGAAGCUGCAAAUCGGACCAAGUCCUUCAAGUCUAAUUCACAAGGCUCUGAUUCUAAAUUAGAACCUGCAGCUGUCCCUAACAAUGAUUCUCAAGCUGGUAAAACAAAACUCAAGGAAGAUAAAAGCAAAUUGAAAGUUGAGGAUGAAAAGAACAAUACUGAUCCUACCAGAUCAGAAACUGUAACUCCUAAAAAGCUACGGAGGAUCCGCCGAAAAAGGCCAGCUACUCUUGGGACCUCUGGUAUUUCACCUCAAGAUGUGUUGGAUGCUGCUGUUGGUAAACAUGAAAGAAGGAUUGGUCCAGUUUGGUUCUCUCUAAUAGCUUCUGAAGACCAGGAGGGAAAUGGACCACUGCCUCAAAUUUCUGCAAAUUACUUGAGAAUAAAGGAUGGAAACAUGCCUGUGUCAUUCAUCCAGAAGUACCUGAUGAAGAAACUAGACCUCACUAAUGAGGCUGAGGUUGAGAUCAAAUGUAUGGGAAAACCAGUAGUCCCCACAUGGCAGUUGUAUAAUUUAAUUGAUUUUUGGCUACAAAGCAUGUCAACAUCACAGCGAGUUCCAGUCACUGUUGGUUCCUCAGCAAAGGAUUUUGUAAUGGUCCUGGCCUAUGCCCGCAAAGCCCCCAAUCAAUAAUAGUGCAUCUUUCAUUCUUUGCCUUGCAACAUCAAUAAUCUGCAUCUAUCUUUGGACAUCCCUGGUGAUAGAGUAGCUUCAGGAUUUAUGUUAUAAGCAUGUUGAGAUGGUUUCAAGAACAUUUGCAUUCUCUUGCAAGCAGUAAUUUAUACACAGUGCUGCCAACGACUUUAUUAUCAGUUUCCUCCCCUCACUCUGGAUUGAAAAAGUACCAUACAUUUUUUUUUCUUUGGUUUCUUUUUAUAAAUACUGAUGCUAUUUGUCAGAGAUGCAAAAUGUUUUCAUUUCUGCAUGGAAUAGAAUCGUUUCUUUUUGAAGUUUUUAGCUGCAUGCAGCUGGGGAUUUGGAUUCAGAGACAUUUUAUCAAACAGGUAGCCAACGGAUAAUUCUGAA